UCCAGCUGGCUGCCUCCCUGGGAAUGUAAUCCAUAUGUGAGCGCGAGUUCAGCUGAAGGAAUAAGAAAAGAUAUUACCCGCAAAGAAGUGAUUGUUUCUGUUUUUCUUGUUUAAAUUCCACUCAUUCUGGCCUCUGGACCCUAGCUCUGGUUCAACAGCCGACACAAAAAGAGAGGUAUAGUGUGGAGAAGGACAAAGUGAGAGUUGAGAGAAAGUUAGAGAGGAUAAAAACGAAGGCAAAAGGAACAGUAGAGAACAAUAUACCGAUUAGGGACUUGAGAGAAGAAUGAAAGAGGACACGCAGGAGGAAGGCGUAGUGAGUCAAAAUGACCCUAACGGAACAGCUGGACACCAGCAAGUGAUCCAGACACAUCUAGAAGAGAACGGACCUUUGAAACCCUUUCUAAAAUGCACUUAUCUCUGUCAAGAUCCCACUCUCCUUCGCAUCAAUGGCACACGUACACCCAAAAGAGCCGCCAUGUUUGGGAAGCGCUCCAACUCCAUGCGGCGCAACCCCAACGCUGAGGUGGCCCAGCAGGGUUGGCUUCACAAACAGGCAAGCAGUGGUAUGAAACAGUGGAACAAGCGCUGGUUCGUGCUGACAGAUCGAUGUCUUUUCUACUAUAAAGACGAGAAGGAAGAAGUAGUCUUGGGCAGCCUUCCUCUUCUCAGCUUCAAGAUUGGACCAGUCCAGGCAUCAGACAACAUCAACCGCAAGUUUGCCUUUAAGGUGUGGUGCGAAACCAGCAAAGAGGAGGAGGAGGAGGAAGAAGAAAGUGAGGAUUUAAAGGGCAGUAUUGCGUUCUGUUUGCAGGUUGAGCACACAGGAAUUCGUACAUACUUCUUCAGUGCAGACAGCCAGAAGGAGCAGGAGGAGUGGAUCCAAGCCAUGAGUGAGGCUGCCAGGGUCCACAUCCCGGCCACAUCCAGAAAUAGGUCUGAGCAUGUCCCUACAGCAGAACAAAACGACAUGGUAGCCAAACAUCUCGAGCCCAACUCUCAUGCAGAGAAUGGCCAGAGGCCAGAUGUCCACGAGCCUGUCAAACACGAGUUUAACGGCGUAGAAACCAGAGACACCAUUCCCAGUACCCCAGUGACCCCAGUUACCCCUAAUAUAGAGGGCAGGAUGGGGGAGAAAGGAGGCCUGGCACCCCAUCACCCCAACGGCUGGGGUAGCUAUGGUCCUCCCAACGGUUCAAGAUACCAGUCCCAAGAGAACGUGAGGGACAUGCGGGAGCCAGAUGAGGAGAAUAUUAUGAUGCAGAGGGGCUUUGUGCCUAGGACGGUGCCGGAGAGACUUGCCCAGAGGAAGAGCUCCAUGACGCAGCUGCAGCAGUGGGUCAACCAGCGGCGGGCCAUAGUGACUCAAGACGACGGCUGCAGUCCAUCCAGGUACCACACAGUAAACCGCGCUAUGUCAGCAGACUAUUACGGUGUGUACAGCGGCCCUCCGUAUGUGGAUGACUAUCCCCUCUACCCACCUGGUGUGCGACCUGAGAGCAUCUGCUCCAUGUCGGCUGCAUACAACCGACCACCGCCUCGCUGGACCAUGGAAGAGAGGAGGCGAUCAUUGCGAGACGGACCCUUAUAUGGUCAACCUCGAGACCCUCAGUGGAUGAUGGGACCCCAGGGUCCUGCCUAUUACCCCCAGUUAGACUCAGCACAGAACUCUAUGAGACGGCUUUCCGUACAGCCACGCUCACGGUCGGUCCCUCGUUCGCCCUCCUCUUCAUCAGGAGGACCCUAUUCUCCACACAGCUUCGCCUCACCUGCCCGAUCGCCCAGCGCCAGGUUUGAUCGGGGACCCGGACGACUCAGAGAGGAGGGUAUAUAUGCUGACCCCUCAGUCUACGGGCUCCGCAGGUCACUGAGCUCACCUAAGUAUGAUUUCCCUGGAGAUCGUCGCUCUUACAGUCAAGGAAUGUACCACUACAACUACCCAGCAUCCCCUUCGGUCCAUAGUAAAAUGGAGGACAUUUUAGAUGUGCAGCUUCAGAGGAACCUGGAGUACCUAGAUCAGCAGGUGCCUCCAUUCCAUGAUGUGUACGGUGACCUACAUCCCACACUGAAGCUUAAUGAGAUUGAGACCAGUAAACUACUGGGCUGCUUGUGUGAGCAGAAUCGACUUGUGAAAGAGCAGGAGACUGUAGUUCACCAUUUGCGAAUGGAAAAGGACAGUCUAGAGGGGGUGCUGGUGGCCACGCAUCAGGAGAUGGAGCUGUACAGGAGCCAGCCGCUGGCCAUGGAGAAACUUCAACUGAAGAAGGAGAGUCUACAAAACAAGCUGAUUAACAUCAGAGGAGAGCUGUCUCAGGCCUCCAAUGCCCUGACCACCACCCGUAUGGAGUUUGAGGUACUAGAGGAUGAAGUAAACAGCAUCCACGGGGACCUGUGGGAGCAGCUGAAUGCUGGAGGGCAGAGUGAGUUGGUACACAGGCACAUUCAGAAGGAGUUCUGGAGGGUUCAGGAUGUUUUGGAGGGGCUGCACAAGAACAACCUAUCUCGUGGCACGGAUACGGCCAAGCACAGAGCCAGUGGAGCAUCCGGCUCCUUCAGCACAAACAGUCCUGCAAGUCCCUUGAGUUCAGUGAGUCUGACGAGUCCUCUCAGCCCCUUCUCUCCUGUCACUGGCUCUCAGGCCUCUCCCACCAAACAGCUGGCCACAGAGGUAUUUCACACAGCAUUAUUCUUCAAUGAAAGAAGAAAAAAGGGAUACAUUACAUUUAAAUCAUGGUUUACAUUUAUAAUUGACUUUUUCUUUGCAGUCGGGAUUGUUCCACCCAGGACCAAGUCGCCAUCAGAAAACAAGACCAAUUCUGAUGGCGUCCAAUGGAGAAAUGGGAAGGUGUCCAAUGGUCAUAUUUCCAGAGAGAGACCAAAGAGUGCAGUGUUCCCCGCAGAGGUAAAGUCUAAAAUGACUGUGGAGGAACAGAAUGAGAGGAUACGAAGAAACCAGAGCAACUCAGUCAGAGACAAAAGGCGCAGCCUCAACCUCUCCAGCAACCAGAACAUUGAUGGCUUCAAAUCUUCUGCUAACUACAGAGUGGUGCGGAGGAGAGUAACGGCUGAUGAGGUGGAUAUUAAGGAUCUUGAGGCGGCCGUGAGGGGAGAAGGUAUGGAGUCACCCAGGGAAGAAAUUGCUCGUCUGCGACGACAGGUGGAACCUGAACACUAUGACCUGGAUCUCAACAAAGAGUUGUCCAUGCCGGACAAAGUCCUGAUCCCUGAGCGAUACUUGGACAUUGAGCCCAGUACACCACUCAGCCCAGAAGAGCUGCGGGAAAAACAGAAGAAAGUUGAAAGAAUCAAGACACUGAUUGCCAAAUCUAACCUGCAAAAUGUGGUGCCGGUGUUGGACGGGCCAGUGGAGGGACCCAGUAACCCAGAGCUGCAGCUUCAUGAGCAGGAGAAACGCAUCGAGAUUUCCUGCGCUCUGGCGGCCGAGGCCUCCCGCCGUAGCCGGCUGCUCUCCGCACAGUGCGUCCCCAGUCCCCCUGCCUCCCCAACCAGCCUGGUCCCUCCCCCUUCUGCUGACUACUCUGACUCUUCCCACAUCAUGAAGGUGUGAAGCUCAAGCUCUUGCAGCUGUCAAAUUUGACGGUGAGCCCUUCUGAGUGUCCAGCAGACAAAGAAAAGAUGGAAAAAAACACUGAACACCAAGAACGUUUUGUUUUGCCUCCGCCAAACAUUGUAUUUCUUUCGAUUACUUACACAACACCAUGCAGAGAAAUAUUUCAAAAUGUUUGGAUGUCUGCAGAGGGCUGUUCACGAGCGAGGCAAUCUGCCCCCACAUCUCCUCACAAUCCUCAUUCGGAGUGCGUAACCCACGGCAGAACUACGUAAUUCAAUUAAUCAGCUGUUUUGACUUGAUUUCGGAAGAUGGGAGUCAUAUUACAAAAGCUACAAACUAGCCAGGAGUGGACGAUGUUUACAGAUUCAUAUCUACUCUCAGUCACAUCACUGACUGGAGUACAUACAGCAAAUUCAUACUACAAAUGCUGGGUACAGCUGCUCAGGGUGGAUUCUUGCGACAGGAAGGAGCAUGACAGAGACCGAGAUGCGACCAGAGGAAAAUAGCCAUGUUUGAGGAAGUUGUAAAAACCAGACCAGGGACUACAGCAAAGUUGUCAAAGGGCAGUUUAUCUGUAAGUCAUCAGAAGAGUGAUUUGGAACUGCUAGUAUGAUAAUUAUCUGUGUUCAGAACACUAGCCGCAAUCAACCCCCGAGGAUUUAUGAACACAACUCAGUAGGAGCUUGGAACAGUCGUAGACUGUGGAUGAAUCCGCUGUUGUCUUGAUCCAAAGGAUGUUGAUGAUGCAAGAAAACUUGGCAUUGGGCACUUCCCCUCCAUCAACUUUAAGGCCAGACUCACUGUGACUCCUCCUGGCCUCCUCUUUUCCCACCGUCCUUUCUAGUUUCAAAAUAGGGCUUGAGAACCCUCUUCCCGUCAACAUUGCAGUCACUCAAACCAUUGUCAGGCCUUUAAGUACCGUGUGUAUCUAUAAAUAAAGCAUAUAUAUUGAUAUGACUAUUACUCUAAUCUUUGCAUCAAAGCCAUGUGGACUCAUCAUAGUGCUUUUACUGCUAGGACAGUACCAAAUAUUGGUACCUAAAUACUUGUGAGUGUGUGUGUUAGAUUAAUAAGAUGAGAAAGCAGAAACAUUGGAAGUGUCCUUAGAGUUGUAAAUCUUCUUGUUGAAACAACGCGUGUUCAUGCGAGGCCAGCAACUUGCAUUACAGCCUGUAUAUACAGAUGUUAAAUUAUGUAACCUGUUGCCCCAACAGAAUAUCAAAGCCCUUAUUUGUGAUCGUUGUGCCAUUUGGAGAUUCAUUUGGCUGUUUCUUUUCUGCUGUGGCACAGUUUUUGUGUAAAUAUAGAUUAACAUGGAAUUAAAUGGAACAAUAUUUUGGAUUAUUUUUCUAUCACAGGUAAUUACCUCUGUAAUCAAGCAGCUUGAUUAUAAUUUAUCGUAAAGUAAAGAACAAUUUGCCAAACCAUAUAAAUCUCCUGUUUUGUACUUUGAGGUGAUCGUUCCCAAUAUCGAAACCUCUAAAAUGCCAUGCAAGUUGUUAGCCCAUUCUAUGCUUUCUGCUUGUCUUUAUUUUUAUUUAUUUUUUUUACAUGAAAUUACUCUGUUUUUGGUCUAGCUCUUGACUAAACACUGGCCUCAGCUUGUGUAUGAUCUGUUUUGUGAGAAUUUGUUUGACGAAACUGUCAUGUCAUAUUUAUUUCUCUGCAAAGUCACAGAAAUCAUGUUGUUCUUAUUCCAAAAAACAAAACAAAAAAACAACCAACCAAAAACCUGAAUCAUGCUAAAAAAACAGUAUGAGAUCUGGGAAAGAGAAAAAACGUUCCAGAGAAGCAAAUUAUUCAUCAUCAUUUUUAAGCAAAAACAGCCCUGAAUGGGAAGACAGAGAUCUAUUUUUUAUCCUUUUUCAGAAAGAGAAAAACAAGAUCAGUGCAUCGCAUAUUUUUAUAUGAAUAAAAUGAGGUUUAAUUGGUUACAUUUGUAAAAUGAUUAAAGAGAGUUUUGAUCUGAUAUAUUAUGGAGAUACUGAUCAAGGCUGAUAUAUUUUUAAUUUAUUGACCUAAACUUUACAGCAUCCUUUUGAAGGCCUUGUUUAAAAGUCAUUUUUAAGUGUUAUUUUGUACGUAAUUGGACAAAAUGGUCAAAGUUGCAGUUGGACAGUCAAAGCAGAGAUGUCUAAUAUUAGAUUU
This is a messenger RNA of Sinocyclocheilus grahami, 5719 nucleotides long. Its product is annotated as pleckstrin homology domain-containing family A member 6-like. Lineage: Eukaryota; Metazoa; Chordata; Actinopteri; Cypriniformes; Cyprinidae. The record is from RefSeq and is a predicted model, not a curated record. Bases 287 to 3568 code for a protein of 1093 amino acids. The transcript has 25 exons.